UGAAAGUUCGCUUUCCGCCACAUGUCCGCCAUAUCUACUACAUUUUCUUCUAAUACUGACGUUCAAUAUUAUUUCGUAUUAGAUAGAAGUGUUGUGUAAUAUUUUGUUGUUAAUUUAAUUAAUUUUUAGUUUAUAAUAGUCACGACCCUGGAUGCACGAAGUGAGGAUGGAGUCGCCGAGAAAAUUUAAUGACUGUUACUUCUACUAUUAUUCUACUUGCACUAAGGGUGAUAACUGUGUGUUUCGCCAUGAGCCUUCGGCCCUUGGAUGCGAAACAAUGUGCACAGCUUGGCAGCAGGGCAAGUGUCUAGAUAAACACUGUAAACUCCGUCACAUGGAACUAAGGAAAAACCGUAAGCAAAUCCCCUGUUACUGGGAGAACCAGCCAGGAGGCUGCCGCAAGAAGCACUGCCCAUUUAUGCACAAGAACCCAGAUGCUCGCACUGAUGGCAUAGCCCCAAGUCAGCCAAUACCUGUUGCUACCAGCCCCGCCACCAGCAGCAUACCAGAAGCGAGCGCAGAGCAGGCCCUCACCGGUGUGCCAACACCCAAUGUGCCUCCACCAGCCGCUGUUCCGUUGCUGUGGCAGCAACAGCGCCAAGUGGUGCUCGACUCCGCGAUCCUCGGCGUGCUGCCCGCGUCCACAGACCUCCUGGGCGGGCGGCGCGUGGUGGCCCACGCCCACACGCACGCCCACGCGCACCCGCACGCCCACGCGCACGCGCACUCCCACGCCCACGAGCCGUACGCACCCCACGCGCCGCUGCCCGUCGACCCGCUCGUGGUCAACUUCGAGGAAGAGUCGGACAACGAGAGCGCGCCUUCCACUACUCCCACCAAGGGCGAAGUCUUCGACGACCCUUCGCGAAUAGCUCGCUCCAAGUCCCAGGAACUGCUGCUGCUGGAAAAGAUACAAGCCGAAGCCGCCGCCUUUUACAACUACGACUCUCUCCCACCGGCCGAACCGCCUAAAGAACGAAAAAUAGUCCGCACCAACCUCACUAACAAAUACGACAAACUGACCCUCGACGAGAUCGCAGGUAAGCAACCGGCCACGGAACGAAGGAACUCGUUGGACUUCAAAGUUCUAUCUCUUGAUGAAAUCAGGGCCAGAAAAAAAGUGUCCGAAACAAUAAUACACACUACGCCUAUAACGCUAAAUUUAAGUAGGAAGAGAAAAUUGUCCACCCAAGAGACGAUAACGACGUCGGGCAAUAAAAUGAUUAAAUUAGUUAGGAGCAAUUCGAUAGUUUAUAAGAAGGUGGAUAAGAAUGCGCCUGCGCAACCGAGUCAGACUAAAUCGGAUGGUAAAAAGACAGAUGAAGUUAAUAGUAGAAAGAGAACGUUAUCAGAACAGAGUGAUGUGUAUGAAAUGCAAGAAGAUGAGCUAGUCGAUAAUUGUUACGAGUUUAAAAGAAUCAAAAUUGGAGAGCAUACCUCCAAACCUCGACUUAUUAGGAGUCGUAGCACAAACAAAUCAAUCAGCGAAAGUAAAGACGAUGACUAUUGUAGAACAGAUCAAGACUCGGAUACAGAUGUACAAUUUGUUAGCGUGGAGUUAACAGAAAAGUGUUUUGAUGAUAAGAAUUCUGACAGUGAUAUUAUAGAAGUGGAAACUACAAGAAUGGGCGAGCCAGUCGAUGUUGUAGAUCUGUGUGAUGAACAGGAAGACAAUGAGAUUACAAUCGCCGAUUUAGACCUAGAUUUAGUUAAGAAUGUUCCAGACGUAGUCGCCAGUUGUCGCAAUGUAUUAACUAAACCUGACGAUGAUAAAGACAUUUUAAGCGAUAUAGAUGCUAUCCUGGAGGAUUUAUGAUCGUAGAUUAAUUCAUAGGGCUUAACACAAUAUAGGUUGUAAAACGUGAUUUAGUUCAAACUGUAAAUUAUUUCAAUUACCUACGCCUUAUUAUAUAUUAUAAUAGCGAUUUGGUAACAAUUUUUACCAAAAGACAUGUUAUUAGUGGUACUACGUUACGUAGAUUUUUUUUAGUUUAGUGUUUCUAAACUAUUUAACAUUUUGAUAUUAUUGAAUGACGACAUCGUUUUGAAAAAGCUGUGCGAUAUUCGUAUGAGAGCGUGAUUAGUAUUUAUUAUUAUUUUUCGUAUAUAAGCACAUUAUUAGAUGGGUAGAUUAAUUUGUUCUUAAAAAUUAAACUUGUGUUUUCUGUGUUUUGAAGGCUAUUUUCUAAAUAAUGUAAAAUGUAA
Colias croceus (clouded yellow) is the source of this 2205-nucleotide messenger RNA. Its product is annotated as zinc finger CCCH domain-containing protein 11A-like. Gene Ontology annotation, molecular function: metal ion binding. The record is from RefSeq and is a predicted model, not a curated record. The transcript is spliced from 7 exons. Lineage: Eukaryota; Metazoa; Arthropoda; Insecta; Lepidoptera; Pieridae. The coding region runs from base 152 to 1816 and encodes 554 amino acids.